Molecule: messenger RNA, 2028 nt
Organism: Pseudogymnoascus verrucosus
Lineage: Eukaryota; Fungi; Ascomycota; Leotiomycetes; Thelebolales; Thelebolaceae
Gene: MAL12
Product: alpha-glucosidase mal12
Exons: 3
Coding region: 223-1950 (575 amino acids)
Biological process (GO): oligosaccharide catabolic process
Molecular function (GO): alpha-amylase activity
Source: RefSeq, a predicted model, not a curated record
UUCGGGGCCAACUCGGCGACGGCCAAAGCAACAUGAAAGGUAAUAAUAUUGUCUUUUUCGCUCCACUAUGUCCUAGAAUAUGCGAACAUAACCUUAAAUAUUGCCAUCAAUCCGGUGCUUUGGGCAUCCGUUAAAUCCUGUGACCAAGUUCCCUCUCUCCUUCCUUAUUGUUUUUACCUCAACUUCUAACGAACAACAUACGCUCAAUCUCACUCUCUCACAAUGCAAAUGCCAACUGGCAAAUGGUGGAAAGAAGCUGCUGUGUAUCAGGUAUACCCAGCAAGUUUCAAGGAUUCCAACGGAGAUGGCUUGGGCGAUAUUGGGGGCCUCAUCUCGAAGAUUGACUAUCUCCAUGACCUAGGUGUCGAUGUCGUGUGGCUUUGUCCCAUGUUUGAUAGCCCACAGCAUGAUAUGGGCUAUGAUAUCUCGAAUUACGAAAAAGUCUAUGAGCCGUAUGGCACUGUUGAAGACAUCGAUAUCCUGGUGAAGGCUUGUCACGAUCGUGGCAUGCGGUUUAUACUCGAUCUUGUGGUAAACCAUACGUCAGACGAGCACGAGUGGUUCAAAGAAUCUCGUUCAUCGCGAGAUAACCCAAAGCGCGAUUGGUAUUUCUGGAAGCCAGCUCGAUACGAUGAUGCCGGGAACCGCAUACCUCCUACCAACUGGAGGAGUUACUUUGCUGGUAGCACAUGGACUUGGGACGAAACAACGCAAGAAUAUUAUCUCCACCUCUAUGCUACACAGCAACCAGAUUUGAAUUGGAACUGCGAAGCAGCGCGCAAUGCAAUUUAUGAUAGCGCCAUGAGAUUUUGGUUAGACAGAGGGGUGGACGGAUUUCGAGUCGAUACUGUCAACAAGUACAGCAAACCCCUAGAGUUCCACGACGCUAUCAUCACCGACCCCAACCACUAUGAGCAGCCUGCAGCAUACAUGUUUUGCAACGGCCCAAGGAUACACGAGUUUGUGAAAGAGAUGCACGAUAAGGUCAUCAGUCAAUACGACUGCAUGACUGUCGGCGAAUUAUCACUCACUCCGGAUCCCGAUCACGUAUUGCGAUACGUCUCAGCCAGCGCUAAACAGCUAGACAUGGUCUUCCACAUUGAUACAGGGAAUAUGGACCACGGAGGUCCCAAGGACAAAUAUGAUCACCGACCUUUCAUCCUCCCAGAGCUCAAAGCCGCUAUAACCAAAUGGCAGAAAUUUAUCGAAGGCACCGACGGCUGGACAACCGCCUUCCUCGAAAACCACGAUAAUGGGCGCUCAAUUGACCGUUAUGCCUCAAGCGAGCCCGAGUUCCGCGAGAUCUCCGCAAAGAUGCUCGCUAUAAUGAUGACCACGAUGACUGGUACAAUAUUCAUUUACCAAGGCCAGGAAAUUGGCAUGAUCAACGCCCCUAAGGAGUGGCCCAUCGAAGAAUACAAAGAUAUUGAGGCACUGAACUACUACAAUGAAGCUCGCGCUCUUUCAAUCUCCGGCGAAGACCCCUCCCGCCUUCCUAUCGUAACUCGUGGCCUUCAGAUCCUCGGCCGUGAUCACGGCCGCAUGCCUAUGCAGUGGGACUCCACGGCACAUUCUGGCUUCACAACCGGUGACAAGCCGUGGAUGCGUGUCCACGACCUAUACCCUGAAAUCAACGUUGCGAAGCAGGUCCCAGACGAGAAGAGCGUGUUGUCGUUUUGGAAACGCAUGCUACGUCUUCGCAAGGAGUAUCGAGACCUACUUGUAUAUGGGAUUUUUGACCUGCUGGACCCAGGAAAUGAAAAGACGUUUGUAUACACGAAGACGGGAGAAAGGAGGGCGGCGCUGGUCGCAUUGAAUUUUGAUCAGGGGGUUCAGGACUUUGAGGUGAGCACGGACAAGGAGUGGAAGCUUGUCCUGAGUAAUUACGAUGCACCAGUGGCGGGGAAGUUGGCGCCCUUUGAGGGGAGAGUGUAUAUGAGUGCGAAUUAGAAACGAUGGACGUCUGUUAUAUUGGGAGUACCUUAGCAACUUAUAGACCUGAAUUAUUUUCCUUCAUAGAAACAGAAG